This is a messenger RNA of Dioszegia hungarica, 627 nucleotides long. RefSeq lists its product as uncharacterized. The record is from RefSeq and is a predicted model, not a curated record. The coding region runs from base 1 to 627 and encodes 208 amino acids. NCBI's taxonomy places the organism in Eukaryota, Fungi, Basidiomycota, Tremellomycetes, Tremellales, Bulleribasidiaceae. The transcript is spliced from 3 exons.
AUGCUUUUGACUACGACCCCCGCCCCAUCACUCCCUCUCCCUUCGCACACCUACUACCCCUAUCCCCUAACUUCGCGCCUCAAGACCCACUCUUCCAUCCUCCAGCCCCUCUCUCCACACGCCUACGGCUACCAGGACCCCUCUGUAUCCCAAUCGAAAGCAACAGCAGGGCCUGGACCGUCUUCCGCUUCAAAUGCGGAGAAGCGGGAACGGCACCGGCUCGCUCUGAAGCGGGCGGAGGAACGGGCGUUAGCUGGGAAACGACCGGCAGGGGUGGAGCUGGGCAAAGAGGCGGAUGAGAUGAGUGAUGAGGAGGGGGUGAUACAGGAUGAGCGGGAUCACCUCAAUCUGUUUGGACAUCGCUUCUUGCUGCCCUAUGGGAGAAGACAGACUCAGUCCGAGAUAGACGCAGCACCGGCGUCACCAACACCGUCUCAGGAGCAGAAUGACCGAAUGCAGGAAGACCCUCAGGGCGGCGUAGGCGGAAAUGUCAACAUGGCCGCUAUGCCCGCAUCGGAUGAUCUAGGAGACGGGGAAGAAGGGGAAGAGGUGGAUCUGGACGCUAGUGUGGAAGACAUGGAUGGAGAUGAUGGCGAGGACGGGGGUGCUAUGAGCGCAGACGAGUAG